AUGACUUUCCGUCGACAGGAUAGUUCCGAUUCGAAUUUUAGCCGUCAAGAUAGUGAUUUUGAUUUGGAUGAAAGAAAUCGUGAAACGUUGCGUCGUGAUGCGGAACGUUCCGCAGCGUUGCAACUUGAACGAGCUAAAUAUAAACCGGUAGCUUUUGCUGUUUGUACAAAUGUGGAAUUUGAUGGAACAUUGGACGAUGAUUCACCUGUACAUGGUUGUGCUGUAUCAUUUAAAGUUAAGGAUUUUCUACACAUCAAAGAGAAAUAUAAUGAUUAUUGGUGGAUAGGACGUUUGGUAAAGGAAGGACACGAUCUUGGAUUUAUUCCAUCACCAGUUAAACUUGAAAAUAAUAGACAACAAAAUGCAAAAGGAAUGAAAAUUAAAUCAUCGAGCAUACCAAAUUUAGCCAAUUUAGAUGAUAUGAUGCCACGAAGUGGUGGUUCACGUGGUUCAACUCCACCUACACCAGCAGAUGAAUUAGAUGAAGAUGAUGAUACGCAUGGUAAGAAAAUCAUUGAUUUAGUUUCAACACCUGCGCCUAUAAAAGAAAAGAGAAAAUUAAUGUUCAAAAAGCAAGAAAGUUUACCUCCCUAUGAUGUGGUACCAUCAAUGCGACCUGUUGUCAUUGUUGGACCAUCAUUAAAAGGUUAUGAGGUUACGGAUAUGAUGCAAAAAGCUGUUUUUGAUUAUCUCAAACAUCGAUUUGAGGGAAGAAUAAUAAUUACACGGGUCACCGCUGAUAUAUCAUUGGCAAAACGAACAUUGAUGAAUAAUCCAUCGAAACGUGCGACAAUGGAGAGAGCAAAUUCAAGAUCAAGCAAUAAUUUAGCUGAAAUUCAAGCAGAAAUAGAAAGGAUAUUUGAAUUAGCUCGAUCCAUGCAACUUGUCGUAUUAGAUUGCGACACAAUCAAUCAUCCGUCGCAACUAACCAAAACAUCGCUUGCACCGAUUCAUGUUUACAUCAAAAUUAGCUCACCCAAAGUUCUUCAAAGGCUUAUCAAAUCACGAAAUAAAUCACAAACGCGAAAUAUGAAUGUACAAAUGGUCGCAGCUGAAAAAUUAGCACAAUGUCCAGUGGAAAUGUUUGAUGUUUUGCUGGAUGAAAAUCAACUGGAAGAUGCAUGCGAGCAUUUAGCCGAUUAUAUGGAAUCAUAUUGGAGAGCAACACAUCCACCCGUUAAAUCACCACCCCGAAUAAAGCGUAAUCCAAUGGAAAAUCGCGGGCCUGCAACAUUGUUUUCGCCAUCACAAAUAAUGCAAGGAAUGGAACAACCAUUACCAAUAACACCAAUGGUUAACUCACCAAAUAUGAAUAUGCCACAAUCAGUCCGGCAAAGAAGUCCACAGCGUGUCCCUCCAACAUUUACCCUUUCAUCGAAUUCUGGAUAUUAUCAAGAACAAGCGCAAUCAUCAGUUCCGAUUCAAAAUAUGCCUAAAAGACCGAUAUUACAACGUAACGAUGCAAAUGGUUUCGAUGAUUACGAUGAUGAGGAAGAAUUUCAUCGUGAUUCUCUUAAAUAUUAUACAUAA
Molecule: messenger RNA, 1530 nt
Organism: Cercopithifilaria johnstoni
Lineage: Eukaryota; Metazoa; Nematoda; Chromadorea; Rhabditida; Onchocercidae
Source: the annotation of a GenBank genome assembly